CAUGAAAUAAUCUAAUUUGUGAGUUCUAACAUGUAAAAAUACGUAUAACAAUUCAAUUUGACUUAGCUUUCUACAUUAUUACUAUAUUAGUAGCGCUAGUUUUGUCAAUGACGAUCUAUUUUGGGUGUGCAGUUAUUUAGGCCGAUUUUAGUCCAAAGGUUAAGGCUUGGAUGUGCAUUUUAACUUUCGUCUGGUUUAGACAGACCCUCCGUCAUCUCGUGGUGCCGUAUUAUGGACGAGCUGAAGUUAAAAGCUGGAGAAAAGAUCGGUGCUUUACACGAAGCAGCAAAAUCAGCAGCGGGUAAUGGCCGGUCCCGGGUUGAGGAUGCUGUCAACCGCACUGUUGAGGUCCUUAACACGAUCCGCGAAGCAUUCAACGACAUCUGGCACCACGAGCUGAUAGCGGAGGGCCGGGACCGCAUCGCGGCCUGGACGAGAGACGCGGCGCAGCGCAUCAGAGAUGGCACACCCCCUCUUUCCCCUGUUCUUCUGUAUGAGGAGUUGGUGGCGCUGUUAACAGAUCGAGUAUGGCGUCGCAGCAUGGUGAUAUUUGCUUGCGGCCUAGCGCUGGGUGGGGGCUGCGGGCUGGCCGUAGGGCUCCGCUGCGCGACCCACGUGCCCAGCGGGCCGCAUGCGCGCGCGUUACACGCGCAAAACGACCAGAGCGUCAUACUCGUUGAAGAUGCCACAGCGCCGGCGGCGGGCGCUGGCGAGGUGUUGAUACGCGUGCAAGCGUUCACCGUGUGUCCGUGCGACCGGGCCACAUUACGAGGCCGAGGGGCGGUGUUGCGCGCGCUCUGCGGGCGGAGCCAGCCCGUCGUCGGUCGAGGGUUCGCAGGAGUGGUGCUGGACGUGGGAUAUGGAGUGGGGCACUUGGAGUUGGGUGAUGAAGUGUGGGGCUGCGUCAGCGAAUGGAGCGGCGGCGCGGCCACCGAACUACUUACGAUACGCAGUACUCGAGUCAGCAAACGGCCUCACGGCCUCGCAGCGGAUGCGGCGGCCUCGCUGCCCUGGGCCGGAGCCCUCGCCCUGCGCGCCCUUGAACGGUUGCGCUGUACAUCGGAAUGUAAGGGGAAACGCAUGGUGAUAUGCGGCGCGGCCAGCGGCGAAGGCUGCGCGUUAAUACAACUGCUGACUGCUCGAGGUGCUCACGUCUCUGUUCUAGCCCCAAGGAGAGCCAGUAACGCUUUACAGAAUUUAGGAGCACAUGAGUACGUGGAGCUGGACGCCAACAACCACAGCACGGCGUCGUGGGCUAUGCUCGCGCAGCAUGGCGGGCGCGCCGGCCCGUGGGACGGCGUGCUGGCGUGCGCGGGGGCCGGCGCGCCCGCAGCGGACUGUUCCCCGGCGAGGGCUGCGCUCAAAGCCACAGCUGCGCGCGACGCAGUGGUGGAGCUCCGCCCCACCCCUCUGAUCACGGACCGGCUGCCCAUCCCCUUGUCGGUCAUGUUCGCUGCGUCCUUCUAUACUUUCAGGGUUUUCAGGUGGGUGGUCGGCUGUGGGACGCACACGGACUGGCUAGAAGAGAAGCAAAAGCUAGCCGGUGGUCUGACAUCUCUGGCGACACUAGUGAAUGAGGGCACACUGCGCCCUGUACUGGAUAAGGUAUACCUGCCACAAGACUUCGAGGCCGCUCUAGCACACGCAUGCAGCGAUGAAGCCCUAGGAACAACCGUCAUCAGGUUCCCUUAGAACCAUGUCCUGGUACUUGAAUCCAGCAACGAAGGCCACGGAACGCACACUGACCCCAUGUAUUCGGUAAAACAAAUGUAUCCUUAGUCCUAAGGUGCGAAUUGAGUGGGCUUAGUGGCGUGAUACGGCAUCCAUGUAAAAAAAAAGUAUUAAAACCUUGACGCCAGUUGACGCACUACUGAGGUUCAACACGCAAAGAUCAACGCAGAUGGCGCUGUAAGUGAAUUUGUCCUGAGCGACAGGUGAUAAAGAUAGUUUUCAAGUAGGCAUAUUGCUCUCAUGAACUUCAGAUAAAGGUACGCCGGCUCUAACCCUACAACUCAGAGCGAGAAGAUUUAAAUCCCUCCUAAAUUGGAGGAGGGUACCCAAAGAACCGGCGAGAAACUCAAUAAGAAAACAAAUUAAAAAUAGUACAUUAUUGUCGAGUCUCGGAAGUAGCUACUUGCUGGCUGAGGAUUCGUUUUAAACCGACGACCUUGGGAGUCCGUUUAAUUGAAUCCGAAGCCAGCAAGUAGCCUUCCAGCCGAGUCAUAUAUAGUGCUUUUCUCAAAAAUGGCGCAAUAAAUACAAAUAUAAUAGAAAUAUUUUACAGAAGCAACGUUCUUAUGUAUACUAUAUUUUCACAGAAAAAAGUAAUAAGCAAAUCGCUUUGCCGCCGUUUUAUUUUUUUAAUUAAAAAUAGAAGUGUAUUUUUCUGCUAAAAAUACGCCAACCUAUUUGAGACACCUAAAUAGUCGCGGUACCAACAUUAUAAUUAUAAGUACUGAUCAUCUGUUUGGCUGUUUAAUGGACCUAUGCCUGCAUUUGAUAUGGCCACUUCAACUUUUAAAAAGUUUGGAACUCGACAAAUAAUGGAAUUUGUAUGCAACAUUGCAUUCCCGAAAUCGAGACUGCAAUGUUUUUAACUUUUUAAUUUUUUGACUGACCAUAAACAACGCACUUCGCGACCUACUUUUUAACCGGCAACGUCGACUUUGCCGUCCAUUUUUGAGAAAAAUAUAUAAACUAAUUGAAAUUCAAAGUUACGAUGUUUCUGGAGAAACCUAAAUCUUGAUUUGGAGUUUAGUAUCUCACGGCAAAUAAAAUUCAUCAACAUAUGCUUAUUUGCUAUUGCAAUUUUUUAUAAUAAUCUGACACGACAAAUAUACCAAGAAAUAUAAACUAUAGAUUAAAGAUAACAACCUGUCAUUAGAACCAAUCCUCAGCGCCCUCUGUAGCGAUUUGUAAGCCUUGAGCUUGAUGAUAAUCACUCAAGAAAACAGUCGAAAGACGGAUACGUCCUAUAUGAAUUGAUCCCGACGUAUUUUUGACUAAUCAUAUUGAAACUAUGUUUUAAUUUACUUACAUUUUGAAACAAGUUUAAGAUUUGAUAAAUUUGUACAUUUUUCAAAGGGUAUUUUUUAUGAACGAACAAACUUCAUAUGAAAUGUAUUCUUCUGCCAUAUUAUAUCUAAACUAAAACUAUUAUAGGGAAUAAAGUUUUUGAUGUAUAUUUGAAACUUACCAAAGCUGAUGUUUUAUCAAAAUUGGGAUAAAAAAAUAGAUACUAAUAUAAUUUAUAAGUAAUUAAAGAAAUAAGCGUGCCUGAUUUCUACACAAACUUUGUAAAAAAAGUCGGAAAAGUAAUAAAAUAGUUUAUUUAGAGAUCAUAUAUUUUGUUAUUUGAUAUAACAUGCAAUAGUAAACCUUAAUGCAAUGCAUGAAGGUUUUAUUUUAAACUGUACCUAUUGUCGGCUAUUGCCGACAGUGGCGUUCUUAUGGUUAAGUAAAAACAUUGAUACAUUUUAAAUUAGAUUAUAUAAUACAGUUUAAAAGUCGCGAUCUAUCAACAAAACUUAAUUAAUUUAAUCUGUUAAUUAUGUUCCUAAUAUAUUAAUCAGCUAAUGUGAGAUUCUGAAACUUAUUAGCAUCGGAUCAAAUGAUCUUCAUCCAAAUUCCUAUAUAUAAACAUUGUCUGUAGAAUACACUUUCAACUAAACAGAUAAUGAUUAUAUUGAACCACGAAUGUAGACCUUAAGUCGGCGCCAAUAAGUCUAUUUGUUAUCAAAGUCCUAUAUAACUCCGUAUAAGAUGAAUAAAGUCUAAGGAAAAAACGUGCCUCGGAAUUGACGGUUUCGUUUGUUAUUUAACAAUUUUAACACAUAUCAGUGAAAGAACAAGGGUCAAAAUCAUACAAAAAUAAUAAAUACAUUUAUCCAUAUAGAUAUACAUUUUUGGAUAUUUCUAUUUUUAGUUUUAAUCGUGUGUCGAUAGAUGGCAGUAAAUUUACUGUGACUCCAAAAUUUACUAUGACAGUACCCCCGAAACCAUAAGAUAAGAUAAGAUAAUACCCCUCUAUCCUAUAUAUUCUCUUUGCUGUUAUUGACUAACGAUGAAGGGAGGAUCAUGUUAAUCAAGAGUAUGUUUAUGUUGCUUAUAGAACAUACUAUAUUUCUGACUCGCCCUACAGUCCAAACGUGAUUCGUCUUAGACGUUGAAGUAAUAUAGGAUCGGUGAAUUUUUAUAUUAAUUUACCUUGUUAAAUAUUAUACAGAAAGUUAACGAAACGUGAUAUUUUUUAUAGGGAUUUGGUCGCCAAAAAGUAUCAUAAAACACUGGAAAAGCAUAGAAAUAAACAUAUCUACAAUAGCUGGGGAUCCGGCGAUGCUAAAUGUGUAGUUACUCGAGCGUCGUAGAGACCUAUUGGAAUUGAAAGAUUAGAUGAUUAAAAGAAAAAAGGUUAUAUAAAGAUUUUUUCCAGCGAGCAGGAAAGCGUCUACAGAUUUUUUUUAAAUUUCAGGGGGUUGGAGGAGGGUUAAAAAAAUGGUUAAGUAGAUUGUGGAUCGUUUUGGUCCAAGUUAAUGCUAUAAUUUUUCUAUAACUUAAUAUGACACUUAUUUGUAAGCAAUUCUUUAAUCUGACGACCACAAGUUCGACGCACGAUUUUCACAUUGUAACCGUCAGAUUAAGGAAAUGCGUACAAAUAAUUGUCAGAUUUAGUAACAGCACAAUUAUAGCAUUAAUUUGGACUAAAAUGACCAAAUCCACAAUCUGCUUAACGAUUUGUUGAACCCCCACCGACGGUUCAACAUGUACGGGUAAAAGUGGUAAAGGCAGCACGGGGGUACCAAGAUAUCACUCAUAUCUUAAUCUGACGCGCUCGAGUAACUAUAAAAAUCCCCUCUUGGGCUCCCCAACCACAAUUUCUUGUUUGUUAAAGCCGCCGCCAAAAAAACCACUCCCAUACAAUUGAAGUUACGCUCUCAUUUAAUUUUUAAAGCGACAUGCUUAACCUCUUAAGGCCCAAGGUCCUACCUAUAGUAGGUACCUCUUCAGUUCGAUGAAAUUUAAAUCCUAUUCAUUUGGAAGAGAGUCGCUUUUGCUUUGUUUCGUUCAAUUAUCUAACAACGCAAAAUGAACUCUAUUUCCUACCUACACUAGGUUCCAAUUUCAGUGGCAAAUUUUGGAUUUUUUUUGUAAUGUCGUUACUUCGAUUAUAUGGCGGCGGCCAAGGGCCUGUCACUCUUUGAUAAAGAAAGAUAGUCUUAUUGCGAUUUCUAUAAGAGGAAAGAGAAAAUAUUGCCAUGCUUUGUCUUUAUCACCGACCGGGCAUUUUUUUCAUGGUCGGGUUAUGGCAUCAUAGCAAGGCGAUGGCGAAAUACCGAAAUUUAUAAGAGUGAAAGAGAAAAAGGAUUAUGCUGCCAUACAUGAAACUGUCAAUACAUGAAUGUCUUUCUCUUACCCCUGGUCGCUCGGUUUCAUGCCUAUAACUACUUGUAUAUACUAUGACUAUGCGCGGCGGCUGUUUGUGUGAAUUUUACCUACAGAGUGCCUAGCUAAGGUGACAAUCACUUACGAUAACGAGACGCUUUGUUUCUCUCUAUCACUCUUCCAUGUUAGUGCGACAGUGACAGUUUCGUUUCGUUCAUUGGCACGUUGGCUACGCACCCUGAUCUAUACAAUAAAAGUUAUUGAUGGAUAUAGAAGAAAUCCAUGGGCUUAAAGAUGAGUUGCUCAAGACUCGAUUGUUCCGACCCUAUUGUACCUAACACUAACAUUAAGUAGGUAAAUUGUAAAGUAGAUAGAAUUAUUGUAUAGAUAUUUUGAAUAUUAAAAUUGUUGUUUUUUAC
Messenger RNA from Cydia strobilella, 5801 nucleotides. Its product is annotated as reticulon-4-interacting protein 1, mitochondrial-like. Bases 232 to 1692 code for a protein of 486 amino acids. Gene Ontology annotation, molecular function: oxidoreductase activity. NCBI's taxonomy places the organism in Eukaryota, Metazoa, Arthropoda, Insecta, Lepidoptera, Tortricidae. The transcript has 12 exons. The record is from RefSeq and is a predicted model, not a curated record. Gene Ontology annotation, cellular component: mitochondrion.